Molecule: messenger RNA, 927 nt
Organism: Diabrotica virgifera virgifera (western corn rootworm)
Lineage: Eukaryota; Metazoa; Arthropoda; Insecta; Coleoptera; Chrysomelidae
Exons: 1
Coding region: 1-927 (308 amino acids)
Molecular function (GO): nucleic acid binding
Source: RefSeq, a predicted model, not a curated record
AUGUAUAAAGCCAAGGAACAUGUAACAAUUAGUGCUGUGCUACAAAAAAUUAAAGACAAGGAACUGUGUGAUAUUAGUUUAACAAGUUUGUGGAGAGUGCUGAAACAUUUAGGUUUUCGAUAUAAAAAGACAAAUAAUAGACAAUUAUUGUGUGAACUCUCUAAUGUUGUUUCAAAACGGUGGCAUUUUUUAAGAAAAUAUAUGUAUAUGUCUGAUAGUCCGAGGCAAGUUGUAUUUUUAGAUGAAACUUGGAUUCUCGCUAAAGGAAAUAUGUCAAAAUCAUCCUGGCAAGAUGACACCAAGAAAUGUUAUUCUUCUAAUCGUUCCGGUAAUGGUAAACGCUACAUUAUACUUCAUGAUGGAAAUGAUGAGGGUUUUAUUCCGGACGCUAGUUUAAGUUUUUCGUCCACAAAGAAUACAGGUGAUUACCAUGGAAAUAUGGAUGCAAAUAUUUUUGAAGAAUGGUUUGAAGAAAAUUUGUUGAAAAAAUUGGAGCAACCAUCCAUAAUAGGGUUGGAUAAUGCAUCCUACCACUCCAGAGUAGAAAAGAGAUUUCCUUCAAGCAGCUGGACCAAAGAAGAAAUACAGUUGUGGUUGACAGAAAAGAAAAUUUAUCACAGUGACAUAUUUUUAAAAGUUGAUUUACUUCAAAGGUGUGGAGAGCACAAAAUUCAAAAGAAAUUUGUUACUAACCAAAUGGCUCUUAAAUAUGGAGAUGAAGUUCUUCGACUUCCGCCCUACCAUUGCCACUAUAAUGCAAUUGAGUUAGUUUGGGAUAUAGCCAAAAAUUUUUAUGAUAAACAUGCAUCCAAAACAACAGAUGACGCUAGCGUUCUUAGUUUAUGGAAAGAAUCGCUAGAACAAAUAAAAGCAGUACAAUGGCAAAAUUGUAUUCUUCUUCUUCUACGGCACUACAGCCCAAAUUGA